Messenger RNA from Drosophila gunungcola (fruit fly), 3649 nucleotides. It is a transcript of the gene PKD, whose product is annotated as serine/threonine-protein kinase D3. Gene Ontology annotation, molecular function: protein serine/threonine kinase activity; ATP binding. The transcript is spliced from 8 exons. Gene Ontology annotation, biological process: protein phosphorylation. The record is from RefSeq and is a predicted model, not a curated record. Lineage: Eukaryota; Metazoa; Arthropoda; Insecta; Diptera; Drosophilidae. The coding region runs from base 592 to 3114 and encodes 840 amino acids.
UUGGCCAAGUCAGUUGCUCUUUUGGCUUAACAAACUCAGAACGUGCCGCGGCGACGAUGGCAGUGACAUCAAAUUGCAGCGCAUAGAAUAAUAGACAACAGCGGUGGCAGUAAAAACAGAGGCAAGGGGCACAAUUCGGCUUAGUCACCAUGUCCGAGUGGCAUCCAUCGGAUGCAAGGAACUGAAUAAAGGCUCUAAAAAUUUAGUUUUCAUGACCCAGAGGCGGCGGUGUGGCGGCAAAUCUGGUUUAUAUCUCUCCUGACCGACUACUGGGAUCCUUGCACCGCAAAAGCGACUCUGAACCGGAGCCAAAACAGAGAGCAGCAGUACGGAUAGCGGUGUCAGAAGCGGAAUUAAACUUACGCUCGUCCUUGGCAUUUGCAAUAACAACGCAGGGUUGGUUGGCAAACCUCGAGAAAUCACUGCAAGCGAAGCGGAAAAGGAGAAAUUUCAUUGAAUCGAGGGACAGGAGCUCCGGGAGAGAGGGGGCCCGCCCGAACCAUCGCAAUCCUGGCCCAACGCAACCACAACACCUCCAACGGCAGCAGCGCAGCCAGCGUCGGCAGCGGCGUCGGCAGCGUUCCCGUCAUAAUGGAGGGUCCUGAAGUCACAUUUCUUUUCCAAUUCGGCAGCGUCCGCGAUGCAGUCUGUGUGCCCGCCCACGCCCUCACACUCAAAACGCUCAAGGACCUGGCCUGCGAUUUCAUCAACACAAAGAUACCGGACAGCGGUCUCACGUACCUCUCGGAACGCAUUCUGCUCUUCGUCCACGACUACAGCACCCCGAAUGUGCUGCACAUCAUCAACUCGGCAGCGGAGGUGGUGGACGAGACCCUUGUGGAAAUUGUGCUGACAGCCAGUCCCAUACUGUAUCCGACCUCCGAGAUGCCGACCCUCAAGCCACACAGCCUGAACGUGCAUUCCUACAAGGGACCGACCUUCUGUGAUUUCUGCGGCGAGAUGCUGUUUGGUCUGGUGCGCCAGGGCCUCAAGUGCGAUGGAUGCGGUCAGAACUAUCACAAGCGGUGCGUGGUGAAAAUCCCGAACAACUGCAACCGCUCGAAUGACGCCACUUCGAGGCGCUCCUUCACGCUCCAUGCGCCCCGCAGUCCGUCCGGCAGUUCGCAGCAGUCGCUCGUCUCCACGGAGGAAUCGACAGGAACCGGAACCGGACGGAACGACUCGAGCAGCUCACUGAAUAUUCCCGGUCGCCAUCAGCGAACCCACUCGUCGGGCAGCCGGAACGGACUGACCGUGCUGCGCAUUCCGCACACCUUCAUGGUGCACACAUACGGCAUUCCGACGGUGUGCCAGCUGUGCAAGAAGCUGCUGAAGGGGCUCUUCAAGCAGGGCCUCCAGUGCCGCGACUGCCAGUACAACGCGCACAAGAAGUGCCUGGACAAGGUGCCCCACGACUGCACGGGCGAGGCGCAGCUGAGCCAGCUGCAGAUCCAGGCGGGGGCCAAGGAGCGGGACAACUUCUUCCGCGAGGAGUUCGACGACAGCGACGGCGACGAGGGAUCGGACUAUGGCAAGUACAAGUCGGCCCUGUCGGUGGGCGUGAACCUGGUGGCCGGACGACCCCGGGAGGCACCCAAGGCCCUGACCAAUGCCCACAACUCACCGCCCGAGCUGGUCAACGGAGGCCUGGGCGACGACUCCAGCGGCGGGGGGGUUGAGACCAGCAAGUCCAGCAGCGACGGCCAGUCGGAGCAGUCCCAGUCCUCGACCUCCUCGUCGCCCAGUGCCAACAUCCCGCUGAUGAGGAUCGUUCAGUCCGUCAAGCAUACCAAGAAGCGGGGCGGACAGGCCCUGAAGGAGGGCUGGCUGGUGCACUACACCUCGCUGGACAAGGCCGUCAAGCGGUACUACUGGCGCCUGGACUCCAAGACCAUCACCCUGUUCGUCUCGGAGCAGGGCAGCAAGUACCACAAGGAGCUGCCGCUGGCGGAGCUCCUCUCGAUCGAGAGCCAUUUGGGCGAUCCCCGACCGGACUCCAACUACUGCUUCGAGCUGCGCCUGCCCAAUCUCAGCUACUUCGUCGGACAGGAUCCGCAGGUGGGUGCCAAGGAGGAGCAGGCCGUCCGGCUGCCUCCGCCGGACAGCGGCAUCGGCAGCGAUAUCGCCAAAAGCUGGGAGACCAGCAUCCGGCAGGCCUUCAUGCACGUCACCAACACGCAAUGCUGCGAGUCGGAGGAGCAGGUGCAGGAUAUGGGCCAGCUGUACCAGAUCUUUCCGGACGAAGUGCUCGGGUCCGGGCAAUUCGGCGUGGUCUACGGCGGAGUGCACAAAAAGACGCAGCGCGAGGUGGCCAUCAAGGUGAUCGACAAGCUGCGCUUCCCCACCAAACAGGAGGCGCAGCUGAAGAACGAGGUGGCCAUCCUGCAGAACAUCUCGCACUGCGGCGUGGUCAAUUUGGAACGGAUGUUCGAGACGCCGGAGCGGAUCUUUGUGGUAAUGGAGAAGCUCAAGGGCGACAUGCUGGAGAUGAUCCUGUCGCAUGCGAGGGGCCGGCUGAGCGAGCGCGUGACCAAGUUCCUGAUCACCCAGAUCCUGAUCGCCCUCAAGUACCUGCACUCGCAGAAUAUAGUCCACUGCGACCUGAAGCCGGAGAAUGUGCUGCUCUCCUCGGACGCCGAAUUCCCGCAGGUGAAGCUCUGUGACUUUGGCUACGCCCGCAUCAUCGGCGAGAAGUCCUUCCGGCGAUCGGUGGUCGGCACUCCGGCCUAUCUCGCCCCGGAGGUGCUCCGCAACAAGGGCUACAACCGAUCGCUGGACAUGUGGAGCGUGGGCGUCAUCAUCUACGUGAGCUUGAGCGGCACCUUUCCCUUCAACGAGGAGGAGGACAUCAACGACCAGAUCCAGAACGCGGCCUUCAUGUAUCCACCCAACCCGUGGAAGGAGAUCUCCUCUAAUGCCAUUGACCUGAUCAACAACCUGCUGCAGGUGAAGCAACGCAAGCGGUACACGGUGGACAAAAGUCUGCUGCACUACUGGCUGCAGGACAAGCAGACGUACCGUGACCUCCGGACCUUGGAAACCCAGGUGGGCGGCGGCCGGUACUUGACCCACGAGGCCGAUGACCUGCGCUGGGACUGUGCGGGCGACAUGUGACCUGGCUGUGAGCCCGACGAGAUUUUCGAGAGCACCACCACCGAGAUAAGGAGCUGCACCACGACCACCACCGAGAGCUAUCGUCCAUCUCCGGCGGAUUGUGCCGGAUGCCAUCGGCUUUCGGACUGCGGCAACUCACCCAAGUCGGAGGCCAUUAGCGACAAGGCCCUGAAAUGGAUGCGGUUCCAUCUCUGCCGGCACAUUAAAUAGCAGUACAACCCUAUUGCCUAGCCCAUAAGUUUAUCCCAUCUCUCUAACGCGCUUUUCGGUAACUGCUAAACAAAUGGAUUCUUCUAACUUACAACUCUGUGUGCUAAAUUUUUCUCUAGAAUCAAAAUUAGUCGAUAGCUUUAAUUCGUUAACCACCUAAAGGCAACUCUUAUGAAUAACUCUACACAAUUAAUAUACAUAAACCCGGAAGUAACUGUGAACCUCAGAUCCAGUUUAGAACCAAUGGCCAUAAGGUACACAAAAAAACAUUAACCAAACUAAUGGCCGGGAAAAUAUAGCUGAAUAAACAACGCUUGACAAUUAA